This is a messenger RNA of Fulmarus glacialis (Northern fulmar), 555 nucleotides long. RefSeq names its product interferon epsilon-like. Lineage: Eukaryota; Metazoa; Chordata; Aves; Procellariiformes; Procellariidae. The coding region runs from base 1 to 555 and encodes 184 amino acids. Gene Ontology annotation, cellular component: extracellular region. Gene Ontology annotation, molecular function: cytokine activity; type I interferon receptor binding. Gene Ontology annotation, biological process: natural killer cell activation involved in immune response; defense response; response to exogenous dsRNA. The transcript has a single exon. The record is from RefSeq and is a predicted model, not a curated record.
AUGAACGCUUUUGGCUUGAUACAAAUUGGCCUCAUACUGUUGAGCACUACCACCAUCUCCAGUCUGCAGUGUAAUCACCUUCCUUUACAGCAAAGAAAAGUGAUCGAGAACAGCCUGCAACUUUUGGACAAAAUGGGCAAAAAGUUUCCUCAACAAUGUCAAAGAGAGAAAAUGUCCUUCAGAUUUCCUGAGCAGGUUCUAAAGCCCAGACAGAAAGAGACUGUCAAAGUGGUCAUUGAAGAGAUCUUCCAACACAUCUUCUAUAUCUUUAGCAAGAAUCUGACUCUAGCUGCUUGGGAUGGGACAGCUUUAGAACAAUUCCAAAAUGGACUUUAUCAGCAAAUUGAGCAAUUGGAGGCAUGUGCACUCAAGAAGCAGACCCACUACUUUCAGAGUAAAGAAGUCAACAGGCUGAAACUGAAAAAGUACUUCAAAAAAAUAGACUGUUUUCUUAAAGACAAACAACACAACCUGUGCUCCUGGGAGAUCAGCCGUGCAGAAAUGAGGAGAUGUCUUCAAUUGAUUGAUAAAGUCAUAAGGAAGCUUAACAACUAA